CCCCCCCAGGCUUUCCCACUCAUCAUUAUGCGUUCUCUCGCCAUCCUUCCCCUUGUCACCGCCGUCGCCAUGGCAGACAGGCUCCUCAACCCCGCUCCCCAGGUAUUCUUCCCGGACCCCGACGAUGCCCUUCACCCAGAUUGGCCACACAGACAGUCCGCGCUUGGCUGGGAUACCUUGGGCCGCAUAAACGGCGAUGUCGCCAUUGGAGGCGGUGUCGGCUCUUGUGGAGGUGUCUGCGUCUUGACUCCAGAGGUCAUGGAGGGUCCAUUCUAUCUUGAUUACCAUAUCGAACGCAGCAACAUCACCGAGGGUUUGCCCGGUAUCCCACUGACCCUCGUCUUCCACGUCUUCUCCGUCUCUUCUCACCUUUCCGACCCUACUCUCCCGCACUCCACAUGCGAGCCUCUUCCCAGCGCUUGGAUUGACAUUUGGUCAUGUGACGCUGUAGAUGGCGUCUAUUCUGGGUAUGGUAAAGCUGCAGAAGGGCCAGGACCUGGUGGACCUGGUGGACCAGGCGGACCAGGCGGGCCACGCAAGGGACCCCAUGGCCCAGGCGGACCGGGCGAUCAUGACCGUCCUAUGCAUCAAGAGCCUAUCAAUAACUCGACCUUUCUUCGAGGUUUCCAACAGACCAACGAAGACGGCAUCGCCACGUUCCACACUAUUUACCCCGGAUGGUACCCUGGGCGUACUGUCCAUCUCCACCUCAAGACGCAUCCCCCAUCUUGGGGCCACCACCCCGAUUCAUCCAACGCGACGCAUGCGCAUACUACGCAAAUCUUCUUCCCUCAAGAAAUGAACGACCGCGUGGCCAAGCACCCUGUGUACGCCCCGAAUGGGGCCAGCAGGGUUCCCAAUGACAGGGACGGGUUGUUUAAUGAAAUGAAGGGGGCGAGUAUGGCCAAGAUUGAGUAUGCUGGGGAAGAUUUGGAUGAGGGUAUUAUUGCGCAUGUGGGUUUAGGAAUUGAUAAAUGGUGGUAAAUAGAAAAGCCAAAUGCUUUUGCGUAAUAAAUGUAUCGAAAGAGCCGUUCUAAUUAUCUGUUUUUAUUUUAAUUUAUUUUUUAAUUUCCAUACCGUACGAUGAAUUGUCAUGCUGCUGUCAAAAACUUUUCAAACCGACUAGAAGAUAACAACAAGGAACAAGAAUGAAAUGCAAAGGAAAAAAGGGGUAUGCUCAAAACUCGACCUCUUCCCAAUUGUUAAACUCGAAUCCAUCCUCC
This is a messenger RNA of Cryptococcus deneoformans JEC21, 1223 nucleotides long. RefSeq lists its product as hypothetical. Gene Ontology annotation, molecular function: oxidoreductase activity, acting on single donors with incorporation of molecular oxygen, incorporation of two atoms of oxygen; iron ion binding. The record is from RefSeq and is a predicted model, not a curated record. The transcript is spliced from 4 exons. Bases 28 to 984 code for a protein of 318 amino acids. NCBI's taxonomy places the organism in Eukaryota, Fungi, Basidiomycota, Tremellomycetes, Tremellales, Cryptococcaceae.